AUGGGUUCUCCCCCUCCGCAUGUGCUGCAUGGUGCAUUAUCGGUGCCAUCUUUAGCCUUAGACCCUCAUUUGUUUGGUUUGCAGGCAGUGAAGAAAGGAGAUACCAUUUUUAUUGGCCAGUACCUGUUCACAGGAAGUGAAACUACUUCUGUUUGGCUGGAGGUAUCUGAGGUGAAGGGUGAAGAUGUGGUCUGUAUGAUAAAAAACACUGCUACUCUCACUGGUUCCUUGUUCACUUUGCAUGUUUCUCAAAUCCAUAUUGAUCUGCCUACCCUGACAGAAAAGGAUAAAGAAGUUAUAAGUACAUGGGGUGUUCGCAACCAUAUAGAUUUCCUCUCCUUGUCAUACACCCGGCAUGCAGAAGAUGUUCGUCAUGCCCGUGAGUUGCUUUCCAAAUCGGGUGAUCUUCAUCAGACACAGAUUUUUGCAAAGAUUGAAAACGUGGAGGGCCUAACGCAUUUUGAUGAGAUUCUACAAGAAGCAGAUGGCAUUAUUCUCUCUCGUGGGAAUCUGGGCAUAGAUCUUCCUCCUGAGAAGGUGUUUUUAUUUCAAAAGGCUGCUGUUUACAAGUGCAACAUGGCUGGAAAGCCUGCAGUGGUUACUCGUGUUGUGGACAGUAUGACUGACAAUCUGAGACCUACUCGUGCUGAGGCAACUGAUGUUGCCAAUGCUGUAUUAGAUGGGAGUGAUGGAAUUCUUUUAGGUGCAGAGACUCUAAGAGGAUUGUACCCUGUUGAGACCAUUUCCACUGUUGGUAAAAUUUGUGCCGAGGCGGAGAAGGUUUACAAUCAAGAUUUGUAUUUCAAGAAGACUGUCAAGUAUGUUGGAGAACCAAUGACCCACUUGGAAUCAAUUGCUUCCUCUGCGGUUCGUGCAGCAAUUAAGGUGAAGGCCUCUGUAAUUAUUUGCUUCACCUCAUCUGGAAGGGCUGCAAGAUUGAUUGCGAAGUAUAGGCCAACAAUGCCUGUUAUAUCAGUUGUUAUACCUCGACUGAAAACAAAUCAGCUCAAGUGGAGCUUUACUGGUGCUUUUGAGGUACUCCACUUCUCUGCUUCAUUUCUGGUUGCCCAUAACAUUUAACUUUCCACUUUCUUG
Messenger RNA from Macadamia integrifolia, 1095 nucleotides. Its product is annotated as pyruvate kinase 1, cytosolic-like. Gene Ontology annotation, molecular function: magnesium ion binding; potassium ion binding; pyruvate kinase activity. The coding region runs from base 1 to 1080 and encodes 359 amino acids. NCBI's taxonomy places the organism in Eukaryota, Viridiplantae, Streptophyta, Magnoliopsida, Proteales, Proteaceae. Gene Ontology annotation, biological process: glycolytic process. Gene Ontology annotation, cellular component: cytoplasm. The transcript has 11 exons. The record is from RefSeq and is a predicted model, not a curated record.